CUCUGGUGGAGGAGUCUCGUGUAGGAUUCCACAGCCAAAAAGCUAUUCCACACAGCGAAGUGAACAGACAAGCGGAAAUGGGAUCUCCAGGGUGUGAGGUUCGGCUGCUGUGGAUUGUCCUUCAGGCGUUAGUGAUGGCCCUGCUCUGCCAAGGUGAGAAGCUGUGCCCAACCGGCUGCCGGUGUGAAGGCAAGAUGGCGUACUGCGAGUCCGGCACCUUCCGGGACAUCCCAGACAAUAUCUCCACAGGAUGCCAGGGCCUGUCGCUGCGCUACAACGACCUGCUGGACCUGCUUCCAUACCAGUUCGCCCACUUAAACCAACUCAUCUGGCUCUACCUGGACCACAACUUUAUCAGUAGCGUGGAUGCCCAGGCCUUCCGUGGCAUCCGCCGUCUGAAGGAGCUCAUCCUCAGCUCCAACAGGAUCACGCAGCUCCACAACACCACCUUCCACCCCCUGCCCAACUUGCGCAACCUGGACCUGUCCUACAACAAGCUGCAGGCCCUGCAGCCGGGCCAGUUCCAGGGCCUGCGCAAGCUACAGAGCCUGCACCUGCGCUCCAACGGCCUGACCGCAGUGCCCGUCCGCGCCUUCCUCGACUGCCGCAGCCUGGAGUUCCUGGACCUGGGCUACAAUCGUCUGCGGGCCCUGACCCGCACCACUUUCCUGGGCAUGCCCAGGUUGGCCGAGCUCCACCUGGAGCACAACCAGUUCUCCAGGAUUAAUUUCUUUCUGUUCCCACGCCUGGCCAACCUGCGGGCGCUCUACCUGCAGUGGAACCGCAUCCGAGUCCUCAACCAGGGCCUCCCCUGGACCUGGCACACCCUGCAGAAGCUGGACCUCGCUGGGAACGAGAUCCAGACUCUAGACCCAGCCGUGUUCCAGUGUCUGCCCAACCUGCAGACCCUCAACCUGGAGUCCAACAAGCUCAGCAACGUGUCCCAGGAGGCUGUGGCCGCCUGGAUCUCCCUCACCACCAUCAGCCUGGCGGGCAAUGUGUGGGACUGCGGCGCAGGCAUCUGCCCCCUGGUGGCCUGGCUGAGGAUCUUCAGGGGCUCAAAGGACACGACCAUGAUCUGCAGCAGCCCCAAGUCACUCCAGGGGGAGAAAGUGAUGGAGGCUACCAAGAACCAGGAGGUCUGUAGGGAGAGCCCCACAGCCCUCCGGCCACCAACCCUUUUCCCAUACGCAAAUCCCACCGCCGUGCCGACUACAACCACCACAGAUGCCCCCUCCACUACUGCUACAAUUACCACAAGCUCCCCGCCACCAACAUCCCAAACUCCCUCACCUGAACCCUGGCUCAUUCCCCAGGCAACACAGAGAAGCCUUACGGGCAUCAACCUCCGGAGACCCCUGCCCAGCAUCCCCGCCUCCUCCGACGUCCUGGGGGCCACGCCCGAGCCGGGGGGCGUACCCCACAUGCUCUUCCACAAGAUCAUGGUGGGCACGGUGGCCCUCUUCCUGUCGGCAUCCCUGAUCAUGCUGGUGAUCUACGUGUCAUGGCGGCGGUACCCCGGCACCAUGCGGCAGCUGCAGCAGCGCUCCCUGGGCCGCAAGCGGAGGAAAAAAGCCCAGGAACCAGAGCAGAACAUCAGCACCCAGCUGCAGGAGUACUACAUGAGCUUCAACGCCACAAACUCUGAGACCAUGGACGUGCUCGUCAAGGGCACGGGACCUUGUACCUGCACUGUCUCGGGCUCUCGAGAAUGUGAGAAUGAAUACACAUAUCCUAGACCAUUACCAGAAGCUUGGCUCGGAGAAGUUGCCACAGUGCACUCGCAGUGAAGCAACAUGGGCACAGCAUGGUUUACUCAGGCCUGGCCUGCCUCAGCUCCACAAUCCCAUCAACCCCAGCUCCGGACCAGAACCAGCCUCUACCUGCGUCUAACUGGGGCGCACCAGCGGUCCAUUCCAAAAGUCUGGCAGGAGACUUCAGAGGACAACCUUCCCGGAAAGGACAACGGAUUACAAAUACGUUCUUGUCUUUCGCCCCCUCUCACCUGCGACAGGUAACGUGGUCCGGCUGAUAAGGCAGCGCACCACGCUCAACGUCAGCACAGUGUGGUCUUGUGGAUUUUAUACUUCCUGUGUUUUUCUCCUGGGGUUCCUGUUGGCAAUGCCUGGGGGGCUGACGUACUGUACCGUACUGUCCUCCCGGGCAGCCAAACCUCUGCGACUGAAAUCGUGUCACCAUGCAGAUUUUUUUUCAAUCUGACCUGUCUGCCGGGUUUACCAGAGGAGCGCAAAGGCAACGGACGCCACUGGUCGCUUUGCCGAACUGCCACCGGCGCGAAACGGAAGACAAGAAACUUACGGGUAAUGUGUUACAACGACGGCAGUGCAUUUCAGCAGUUUCUUCUUGUAGAACGAGGGGGUGAUGUACAGGCAAAAAUCCCCCCCAGGCUGUUCAGAGAGGGCUUCAGUCCUGAUUUCCUCAGAAUGAAUUUUCACAGUGGAUGCAUGCUCGUUACUGUAAGCUGCUUCUCCCCUCCAGGAUCUGGAACGUUCCUGGCUAUGCCUGAGGCAGAGACCGAGCAGAGAGAUGUGGGCCUUCCUGUUUGAAGAGUCAAGCUUUCUGUUAAGGGGAUAAACACUUAAAAGGAACCCAGUGCCAUAAGUGAAUUAUUCAAACCAAAAAAAAGAAAACAAAACAAAAUAAAAACUUUGAGAAACUACUCAUUUCUGUAUAUACUAAUAUGGUAGUCCAGGACCUGGGGUGUCAGUGACGUUUCUGGUUUUUGUUCAAUCUGAGAUUGUGAAAUCUGUGAAAUUUUGAUGCAUUAUUAAGAGUCCGAGAGAGGAUCCAUUGAGAACUUGAAGGACAUAGUCACCUGUGUUCAUUAAGCCAAAUCAUUCAUGCAUUUAUGUACUGUAGGCUUGGAUGGUGCAAAACCAGCUAAUGUAGUGCUUGUUCUCUCUCAUGCUCUCUCUCUCUCUGUAUCUGUCUGUGUCUCUCUCUCAUUCGCUCUCUCUCUGUAUGUCUGUCUCUCUCAAUCGCUCUCUCUCUCCCUCUCUCUGUGUAUCUGUCUGUCUUUCUCUCACUUCCUGUCUCUCUCUCUGUAUCUGUCAACUAUUUUUUUACCACUCUCCUUCUGAAAAAUGAUAUUGCAAAAUAAUUUUGUAAUGCCAGUUCUGUGUUUAGAUGUAUUGUUUUUACACAAGUGUGCUGCGUGGUUCUGGUUCUUCUGGCUGGUUUAUGAAUUAACAACAUUGGGUUUAAAGUUCAGUUAUUUAUACAAAACUGACUUGUGUUUCGGGGGCUUAACAGUAUUGAACUGAAAAACCAAGUUUCUGUUCUGAACAUUACUGUUCAGGACAAAAAAAGUACAAAACAAUCUUUAUUAUGAACUCUCCUGGAGAUUUUGAGACUGCAGAUGGAUAUUAUGGAAAUGUAAUCUUGGUGUGGAAAUUCUGAGUGGUUUUUCCAUUCCAGGAAAAAACAAAAUCGUAAUUUGACGAUUUAUUAGUUUAUAUUACAUAGUGGUUGAGUGUGGUCCUGGCCCUCUGGGUUGAAUCCUUUGGCUAAAUAACGAAUUGUAGUCUGAAGUCUGAAAUUGAAAUUUCUUUGGAUUUUUUAUUGUUACGUAAACUUAUGGUCAGGCAAACUGGUGGGUAGUGGGGAUGUGGGGAUCUUGGAGUUUCCCAAGCACACUCAGCCACUAAGUUAUUGUGUUAAGAAGUGCCAAAAUGGACGUGUGUGUGUGUGUGUGUAUGUGAGCGUGCAUGCGAGUGUGCACAUGUGUGCGUGAGGAUGUGUGUGUUGUAUGUGAGGGUAUGAGUGAUUGCAUGCAUAUACAUGUGUGUGUUUUUGGGUGGAGGACAGGACUUGAAACUCCCUUUUGAUUAUUCUGUAAGCAAAUCUGCCUUUCGUUACGCAGUCCCGAGUAGUUCUGUAUUUAUGUAGCUGACUGACAGGGCUAAAAUAUAUGCGAGUUUAGUACGGCUGUUCAGUGCAUGACGAAAACACAGAGUAAAACUAUUUUAUAUUUAUGAAUAGUAUUUCAGCCUUUUUUUGUUUUUUUCCCUAAAACCUAUUGAUAUUUUUCAUAAAUUGUAUCAAUUGUUCACUGUUUAAAAAAAACCUCUGAAUUUUCUAAUGAAAAUGUAAAAAAAAAAAAAACCAGAGCAAGAAAUAUAAACUGCUUUUCAUGCAAA
Conger conger (European conger) is the source of this 4160-nucleotide messenger RNA. RefSeq names its product leucine-rich repeat transmembrane neuronal protein 4-like. NCBI's taxonomy places the organism in Eukaryota, Metazoa, Chordata, Actinopteri, Anguilliformes, Congridae. The record is from RefSeq and is a predicted model, not a curated record. Gene Ontology annotation, molecular function: protein binding. The transcript is spliced from 3 exons. Bases 78 to 1790 code for a protein of 570 amino acids.